CCAGUCAUCUCCCUGGGGAAUAGGAGGAAGGUUUGAGCAACGGACAGCAUGAUGGGAUGUAGUCAUAUAAAAACGGCAGGUUAAGCAAAGGGAGCCCAGUCGUACAUCUCCGGAGUGGAUCGAGCGGCUCGGUUCUGCUGUGGAUUAUAUUAGAGGAAGAGGAGACCCGGAUAACUUAACUCCUGCGCUGCCGUGCUGCAGAACCCACCACGUUGGAGUACAGAAAUCAGAUAAACACCAGUGUAUAACAAGGCACGGUUGUGCCGAGGUCACCACCAAGAAGGUAGAACUCCGGCGGGAGGAGGCCGUAAGUCACCAUGCAGCCACUGGUUGAACUGGUUUCCAAAGUGGACACAGGAAGAUGUGUGUGCAUUGAAAUAGCCAACAAGACCAGUUCUAUCACCUUAUCUUCUCCAAGCUCCUACUGUAAAAGCGGCUUUGUGUAUUGCCCGCCCCCUCCCACCAUCUCUCCUGGUAACGUGGACCACUGUAUGUUUGUGAAAACGCCAUCGACGGCCUGUGGCAGCGUGGGAGUCCUCACCUAUCACUACUCUGAAACCCACACCAUCGCAAUCCUCUUUUCUAACCCUUUUGAUUACAACAUACACAGCAUAUAUUUCGGUGCGCUGAUCACCGAUGAAGUCCGUAAGGCCGACCAGGCUCUUUACAACGAGAUGUACCACUAUGACGGCCAAAGUGAUCAUCAGAAACUAAUUGAGGUCACUAGAAACGGGGAGUCCUUGGGCGUUCAUCUUGGCCACGUGAAAGUUUUAGCCACAAUGUCCAAUGACAAAAAGGCUAUCUUGAGAGUAGAGAUUUUAGAGACAGGGGCAUAGGCUACUGAGAGCCGUCAUUCCAACCCAAUGGACCAUUGACUGAUUUAGUAAUAUAGGUGCUAAAAUACUCUAGUACAGUUACCCACCACUCAGGUCAUUUUCUACUUUGUAACAUAGGAUCUAAUUGGUUACAAGUAGUAACUGCAAUGGAGUAACUUAACAUCUAUGUAAGAUGGGGGCUAAUUUGCCAAUUAUUUAUUGUGUCGUUAUACUGGAUAUCACUUGGCUAUCAUAUUCAUAAAUGCCAUCACAACUGCUUACACUGCCUUUCAAAUAAAGUAUUAACAUGUGCAAA
Xenopus tropicalis (tropical clawed frog) is the source of this 1131-nucleotide messenger RNA. Its product is annotated as DELTA-thalatoxin-Avl1a-like. The coding region runs from base 318 to 836 and encodes 172 amino acids. Gene Ontology annotation, molecular function: channel activity. The transcript has 5 exons. Gene Ontology annotation, biological process: cytolysis in another organism; pore complex assembly; monoatomic cation transport. The record is from RefSeq and is a predicted model, not a curated record. Gene Ontology annotation, cellular component: nematocyst; pore complex. NCBI's taxonomy places the organism in Eukaryota, Metazoa, Chordata, Amphibia, Anura, Pipidae.